Messenger RNA from Cladophialophora psammophila CBS 110553, 1728 nucleotides. RefSeq lists its product as uncharacterized. Gene Ontology annotation, molecular function: peptidyl-prolyl cis-trans isomerase activity. The transcript has a single exon. The coding region runs from base 1 to 1728 and encodes 575 amino acids. Gene Ontology annotation, biological process: protein peptidyl-prolyl isomerization. The record is from RefSeq and is a predicted model, not a curated record. NCBI's taxonomy places the organism in Eukaryota, Fungi, Ascomycota, Eurotiomycetes, Chaetothyriales, Herpotrichiellaceae. Gene Ontology annotation, cellular component: catalytic step 2 spliceosome.
AUGUCUUCGCAUUAUACGACCGAGCCUCCUCCAACUGCCUCAGUUCUUCUUCAUACAACGGCUGGCCCUCUCACAAUAUCCCUAUUCGCGAACCAGACACCUUUAACAUGCAGAAACUUCCUGCAGCAUGUCCUCGACGGAGACUACGACAACAAUAUCUUUCACCGCGUCUCCCCGGGCUUUGUCAUCCAAACAGGCGAUCCGACCGGUACCGGCGAAGGUGGACAAAAUAUAUACGAGGACAGGGAAUUUGAACGAUAUGACGAUGACUGGGCGCGGCUGAUGGGGCGAGAAGAAGGCGAGAAGAUCAAUUUCGGAGAUGAAAUCCAUAGCCGGCUGAAGUUUAACAGGAGAGGGCUGGUUGGUAUGGCGAAAGGCACCGGAGACGGAGCAGGCUACGGCAGCCAAUUCUUCAUCACGCUGGGAGACUGCAGAGCUGAGCUGGAUGGAAAAUGUACCAUGUUCGGCCGGGUAGAGGGUGAUGGUAUAUACAAUGUGGUCAAAAUCGCGGAAGGCGAGCUAUUGGAACGGAGCGAAAGACCAAUGUACCCGGAGAAGAUUCGCAGGGUCGAAAUCACCGAAAUGCCCCAGGGUGAUGCAUGGCAGAAAAUGCGGAAAAGGACCAAAGUCGCGGAACGCACCGUUGAAGCUCCCGCAAAGAAAAAGGCGCUGAAAAAGAAGGGCGGGAAGACUCUACUCAGCUUUGCCGGAGAUGAAGGUGAGGAUGAUGCUGGUGAAGUUGCCGUACGACCAAAGAAGGCCAAAUUCAAUCCAGCUCUGAUCGAUAGCGAGGAAGUCCCUGAACCAAAGCCAAAGACCAAUGGUACUGCUCCUCAACCUCCCUCGAUCGAGAAACCACGACAGAGAUCACCCUCGCCCACGAUCCCGCAAAAGCGCAAAGCAAGUCCACCACCGUCGACGAAAUCUCCCUCACCGGUUCAACGCCGGAAGCCAUCAUUCCACGACCCAUUAACUCAACUCCCUCUACGUAACCCAGAAUCACCGUCUCGCUCGCCAACCCCGGUUGAGAAACCGUCAGCAUCCAGAACCUCUGCACUAGAAGCCGAGAUCGACGCCCUGAAAGCAUCCAUGCGUCGCAACGUCGACACCAAGGCCAAUGGUUCUAUAUAUAAGAAGUCAGCCUUAGAAUCCCUGAUCCCGGCAACAAGCACAAGAGGUCGCAAACGGCCUCGCCCAGGCGAAUCCAAUGCUCGUGAUGAGACCAAGGCGCUAAAAAUGCUGAACGACUUCAAAGCACGGCUGGAAUCGGCUGACGUACAGAGUAAAGCCCACUCUUCAAAAUCCACGAAUGGUCACAAAGAUGACAAAGACCACAACUUCGCAUCAACCUCCCCAGACAGGGAUCACAAACCCUCAGAAGUAGUCGCCGGUCCCACCAAACACGAUGACGAUGAAGAGGCAGCCCUAUGUGACCUCCAUUUCAUAGCAAACUGUCAAUCGUGUUUGAAGUGGGACAACCCGGCCAAUGCCGAGGCCGAAGAGUCCGAGGACGAUGCGCAGUGGAUGAGCCAUUCGUUGUCGUUCGCCAAGGACCGGCUGGGCAAGGAUCUGAACUGGAAAAAGAAGAACGAAGAGGAACUGGUAGUUAUUGAUCCGAGGGAGAAGGAGAAAGAGUUGAUAUUAGAGAGGAAGCGCGAGAGAGACAGGGAUAGGGAUAGGGAUAGGGACAGGGAUAAAGGAAAAGGAAAGAGGAAAGAAAGGUGGUAG